GCACGGCACUCCCAUCGUGUCGUUUCGCAUCCCCAAACUCGCUUCCAAAAAAGCAUUUCCUCCUGCCGUGGUUGGGUGUAAAAGCCUGUGUGGGGAGGGCUGGCGCUCACUCACCACACACCGUGUGCUGCUGGCGGUGGCCAUGGGGUGCCAGGGCGCCCGGCCCGGGCACUGAGCUGCCCCAGCACCCACCACCUGGCCCCCUCGCCCCCCGGCAUGACCCAGCUGCAUGGCCGCAAGGAUGAAGCGCUGCUGCCUGGGGGUGGCUUGGGUGCUCCUGGCCACGCUGCGGCUGGCAGCGAGUGAAUCGCAGCCCCUGGGGGCGCAGGACCGCGUCGUGCUGCAGGGACAGCGGGUGCUGGUGCAGCUGCCUGCCCGCCCACAGAGGCACACUGCCAGACCCCGCUGCCCCGCCGGCAUGAACUGGAUCGAGGGGACUCACCAGUGCUGCACCCCCUGUCCUGCAGGGACAUUCCUGCGCAGCUCGUGCUCAAGCCGCGGCAACGACAGUGACUGCGCUCCUUGUCCCACCGGUACCUUCCGUGCCCAGCCCAACACCUUCCGCGAGUGCCAGGCUUGCUACGAGUGCGACCGUCACGCUUUCCAGAGCGUGCUGAGCAACUGCUCGGCCACCAGCAACAUCGCCUGCGGCUGCGAGCCUGGCCGCUUCCGCGACUGCCUCGAUGAACACUGCAGUGAGUUCUCCUGCCGGCAGUGCCAGCCCUGCACCGGGCGGCUCAUCCAGCGGCCCUGCACACAGCUGCAGGACACGCUCUGCGGCACCUGCAAGCCCGACUUCUAUGCUGAGGGGGGCGAGUGCCGGCCAUGCCACACGAACGCCCAGGAGACCUGCGGCAAGGAGUGCCAGCGGGUGUGCAGCAGCAGCGGCGGCCGAGGCUCGGGGCUGGAGUACGUCCUGCUGGCGCUCACCGGGCCCCUCUUCCUGGGCGCCCUUGCCAUCUACCACAAGAGGCGGCGGCUUCGGCAAAAUGCCCUGGCGGGUGGCACCCUCCCUGUGGCACAGGCAGCCACCCCUACAGCUGAGGCGGCGGCCAGGCCAUGGUGCCAAGCCAGUGCCUGGGGCUGGGACAGUCUGUGCUGGACCCGGCCGUGCUCUCCCCCGAGGAUGGAGCACGGCACCGGCACAGCGAGGUGGAGCCCCCAGCACUGGGCGCUGCUGCAGGAGCAGCCCCGCGGCACAGCCCAGCCGGGCGGCGAGCGGGACCCCUCCUCCCCCCCGGAGCCCCGCGCUGCCCUGCUGCAGGGCAGCCAGCUCUACGCCGUCAUCGACGCGGUGCCGGUGCGGCGCUGGAAGGAGUUCAUGCGGGUGCUGGAGCUGCGGGAAGCGGAGAUCGAGCUGGUGGAGCUGGAGGUGGCCCACAUCCGUGACCAGCAGUAUGAGAUGCUGAAGCGCUGGUGCCAGCAGACCAGCGCCACGCUCGACCGCAUCUUCGCCGCCCUGGAGCACAUGGAUCUGGGUGGCUGUGCCGAGGCUCUGCGCCGGAGCCUGCCAGCGGGCCCCUGACCCCGGCACUGCCGCCCUGCCGGAAGGAGCUCCCAGCACCUCCCCGGCUCGCCAAGCACCUCAGGCAAGCCGUACCCCUAAGUAUUGUUACUUACGCCGUGUAGACAUUUUAUGUCAGUUUUAUGUCCCCUCCACGCCCGCUUGCCCCCCCUAUUUAUGUCCUCCUGCUCCCAGGGCCAGGGGGGACGCUGUGCCCCGGCACACUGGCUGCCCAGCCGCUCGCGGGACGAGCGGGCAUCGAGCCUGCCGCAAACCCAUGGGAUAGUUCUCGAGGCCGCCUGCUGCCAGGUGUGCCUGCCCCCACCCCAAUAAAGCGGAGUGUUCUCCAACUGCCGGCCCCUGGCCCUUCUUCCCGGCACUGCACUAGCCCGUCAGGGCACCGGGGCACUGCUGGCAUCAGAG
Molecule: messenger RNA, 1927 nt
Organism: Columba livia (rock pigeon)
Lineage: Eukaryota; Metazoa; Chordata; Aves; Columbiformes; Columbidae
Gene: TNFRSF25
Product: TNF receptor superfamily member 25
Exons: 7
Coding region: 230-1525 (431 amino acids)
Biological process (GO): signal transduction
Cellular component (GO): plasma membrane
Molecular function (GO): protein binding
Source: RefSeq, a predicted model, not a curated record